UGAUACUUGGAGAGAGAGAGAGGAGGCUGGGAUUUCUCUUAAAACACUCCCUUCAUCUUCCAGCCCCAUUUUUUUUAUUUGUGCACUUGUUCCUCCCACGGUGUCUUCGCUGUUUUGUUUUUCUCUUUCUGUUUGGUGGGCGCUGUGUACAGAUAGGCUACAAACCUGCUCCCUUUAUUUCGCCUUAAAGGAAACAGAAAGUUGGGCUUCGCCUUCGACGCGUCCUGCUCCAGGUUUGAUUAUUCACACAGAGCGUGUCGGUGUUGUGGGUGAAACUUCGCCUCCUGCCGUGGGGAAAGCGUCGGGCUGCCGCCGCUCCCAUGCUUCCAGUUCAACUGUGGAAAGCUUGUGAAGAAAGGAGAAAAGCAAACAUCCACAUGAGAGCGCACUCUGGAAAGUAUUUGCCGCCCGCCUUCUAGUGGCCGGCCAGGCCGUUUUCGAUGGACCAGGUAUGACUGUCAUCCUCCCCAAAAACCCAACUCUCCACCGGCUUCCUCUUCAUUCAGAUCAGCGAGCUUGAGCUAGACCCGGCACGCUCCAGAUGGACGAGCCUGAAGGCCAGCGGUUGAGGCUUUCCACCGAUGACCUUACAUCACUGACUUCUUCCUUGGCUGAGCCGAUCAACCUAGAAGACUCCCACUAUGCUCAGCUGCGAGUUGAUCUUGAGCGAGACAGCCGCGGCCUGGAGGCGGAGUCCUGGAGCGUGGCUGUGGACCAGAACUACCUGAUGUCCCUGAACAAAGAAGCUGUCAAAAGGCAGGACGUCAUCUACGAGUUGAUCCAGACUGAGAUGCACCACGUGCGGGUCAUAAAGAUCCUCUUCCACAUCUACGGGUACGAGCUGAAGCAGUCUCAACUCGUAGACGAAGCCUGGAUGGAGAAGCUCUUCCCUGGCGUGGAGGUUCUGCUCAGCCUCCACCAGCACUUCCUCAACUCCCUCAAAUACCGCCAGAUGGAGAGCCAGGACGAGGAAAACCCCAAUAACUACUACAUCACACAGCUGGGGGAUAUCCUCAUCAAUCAGUUUUCAGGUAAUCUGGGAGAACAGAUGAUGGAGGCUUACAGCUAUUUUUGCAGCCAUCACAGCGAAGUGGUCCAGUUCUACAAAGAGCAGACACAGAACAACAAGAAGCUGCAGAUUCUGAUUAGAAAAGUCGAUCAGCUGCCUCUGGUGCGAAGAUUAACCGUUCCUGAAUGUUUCCUGCUGGUGACCCAACGCAUCACUAAAUAUCCCGUUCUGUUGGAACGGAUCAUCCAGAACACGGACGCCGACACAGAGGAGUGUAGGAGUCUAGAGAAGGCUCUGGAGCUGAUCAAGAGCACCCUCUCCUACGUGAACUCCUAUGUGAGGGAGUGUGAGAAGGCCGCUCGCAUCAGAGAGAUCAGCUAUCGGCUGGAGAUGAAGGGUCCGAUCGAGGUCGAUAAAGGCCGGUGGUUCCGCAAAGAGGAACUGAUCCAGGGCAACAAGACGCUGCUGCAUGAUGGAGCCCUCACCUGGAAGUCCUCUGGCAAGCAGAAAGAAAUCUAUGCUGUGCUGGUGUCCGACAUGCUCCUCCUGUUACAAGAGAAGGAUCAGAAGUUUGUGUUUUCCUCCCUGGAUGCCAACCCACCAGUGAUCCACCUGCAGAGAGUCAUUGUCAGGGAAAUGGCCCACGAGGAAAAAGGCAUGUUCAUUAUCUGCGCAUGUGCCUCCGGCUUGGGAAAAAUGUAUGAGCUCCACUCAAGCUCCGUGGAGGAGUGCCAAACCUGGAUGAACCUCAUACGUGACGCUGUAAACAGUUCCAGAGAAAAUGAAAUCCACAGCAAAUUGAUUGCUAAACUGCAACAUUUUCAAGAUUUGCUGCAGCAGCGAGACGAACAGAUAAAGCAAAGUCUGGAAGAGAAGCAGCAGAUCUUUGCUGCACUUUAUAAUGAUGUGGUGGGUGAGGAAAACCCUUACAAAGGGCUGCUACUGCGGGGCGAUGCUUCUGACCUCCAGCAGGGGGAGGCCUUGCUGACUGGAGCCAUUGACGAGGUGGAAAAGUUACAGAACCUGCUCUUUAUGAGUCUCAAACAUCCAGACGUUCCUGUGGAAGAGGAGGAGGAGGAAGAGGAGGAGACUGAGAUGCAGCAAAUGUCAUCAGAUGACGAUUCCGUUGAGGUGGCAGAAAGCAUACCCAGCAGCUGUGACCACCUGCUCAAGAAAAUGUCCAUCUCUGAAGACCUGGAAGAGUCUGCAGUUGAUGGAAGUGAAAUCCACCCGAAUCUAAACUGUGGUUCAAGCUCCAGUGAUUUGCUUUGGACGCAGGUGCUCCACAGUGUUCAGAGUCUCACACAGAAGCUCAACAGCUUACAAGCAGUCAUCCCUCAGCAGGACAGCAAGAUUCAGCUCCAGAAGGCCUUCCAGUCGAAGAGCAAGCUGCCCGUCCGCAGCAACAGCAGCGUGCUGCUGGAGCAGGAGAAGUUGCGCAACUUGGAGAAGCAAAAGGAGGAGCUGGCUAAGCUGAAAAAGCAGCAGGCGCAGCAUCAAGCGGAGCUGCAGCGCUGGGAAAAAGACAAGGAGACGCGGCGGCUGGAGUUUCAGGGUCAGGAAGCUCAACUGAUGCAGCGGCAGGAGGAGUGCAGGAAGCAGGAGGAGAAGCUGAAUGAGCUUUGGGAAAGUUACCAACGGGACUUGGAGAGGCUAAGGGAGACGACACAGAAAUUGGACAAGGAAAAGGAGCUGGUCAAUCGGGAAAAGGAACGUUUAGAUAAGCUUAGGUUUAUGUCCAUCAGUAAUUAUGACGAUCCAACACAGUCUCCCACGCUCUCCGCUUUCCCAUCGUUCAGGAGCAGCAUAGUAAACGGAGGCGGGACUCUGACCCAACGUUCGAGUACCAUUUCUCUGACCGGUAGCUUUCUGGAUCCAGGAGACGCGCCCCCAAAGGUUCCACCCCGGAGGCAGAGCAUCAGCCCCCAGUCGCAGAGGCAGAAGAUGCCCGUCAAGUUGAUCAGCUCCACCAGCCACGUGCAGAGACCGGCCGAGGUGCAGCAGAAGAUCCCCAAGAAGCUGGCUGCGGAGCCCAAAGGAAAGGAGAAAACCCUAAAGUCGAAGCGGAACCACAAGAGAGCACACAGUGCAGCCAAUAUAGACGUAAGUCAAGUGGUGCCGAUCCGAGUGACGGGGAAAGACGGGGGCAGUCUGUCAUCGCGAAUGGCCAAUGCUCCAAGAAAGGUCCUGAGUUCAGAAACCUUCUCGCAGCCGGGACCCCGGCCAAACGUGAAACCGUCUCAGUCGUUCAUGGUCCCAAAGUGGAACGACUGCAGCCCCCUCCCUCCGCCUCCCCCUCCCUUUCCAAAAGACAUCGUUAAAAGCGACCAGGACAAGAUGACCGUCCUGUAACGGAGAGCUGCAGGAGUCCCUCUCAGCAGGUCGCCCCACAGCGCACGACUACAGGAGCACAUUUUUUUAAUCAAAAAUCCUUGAAGAAUUGCACAUUUUUUUUCCAGAGAUUCUCUGGGGACAAAAAAAAAAAAAGUUUGGCCUUUUGUAAUUAUGAAAAGAAUCUAUUUUAAAAGGAUUAUUUUUAGCACACAGAGACUCUUCCCCCUCCAAAGAUGUUUGGUUUUUAUUUUAAAUGAAAGCAGGUUUUCAUUGACUGUUCAGCACUCGCCUCUUCGGGGGUUUAAAAAGUUUACGUCUGUAAAUAUAAAGAGGCCUUCGGUCCGAUCUUCAGAUCUCUGUUGUGCUUCCGUGUACGAACCAGCCAGUCCUGCUCGUCAGUGGAAACGACCGAUCCGUGUAGAUGGAAGCAGACUGAGUGUCCACGCAGUAUUGACCGGGAUAUUUGGGGGUUUUAUUUUUGUGUCCGCAGUUAUUAGGCAGCGAAACGCAAGAAACCUCAACCGGCUUCAUGUAAAAAAUACUCCACAAAGCUCAACUGAACAGACAUGCAAUUAAAAUGAUUUAAACCAAGAACU
Fundulus heteroclitus (mummichog) is the source of this 3939-nucleotide messenger RNA. RefSeq names its product rho/rac guanine nucleotide exchange factor (GEF) 18a (gene arhgef18a). The transcript is spliced from 22 exons. Gene Ontology annotation, molecular function: guanyl-nucleotide exchange factor activity. NCBI's taxonomy places the organism in Eukaryota, Metazoa, Chordata, Actinopteri, Cyprinodontiformes, Fundulidae. Gene Ontology annotation, biological process: regulation of Rho protein signal transduction. The coding region runs from base 542 to 3361 and encodes 939 amino acids. Gene Ontology annotation, cellular component: plasma membrane. The record is from RefSeq and is a predicted model, not a curated record.